AUGACGCGAGUAAUAGUUUGUCUGCAGAAGCUAGAAUAUCCCAGAUCACUGCAAAAACGCACGGUAGGACAAUGUACAUGUCCAGAUGGACAAAAUUGCGCAUGCGCAAAAGAAGGGCCAUCGAUAGAGGAUGUUAUAGAGGUUAUUGUAUCAAACGGACAAGAAGAUAUACCCGAGGUACCAGUUGGUAUUGAUCCGUCCAUUGCUAGAAUUCGUCAGGAACAGGUAGAGGAACAGACAGACGGUGAAAGAUCUGUGGUUAAUACACAACAUUUAAUUCCCAAGGAGAAAGGAACAGAGGAGAUUGGCCAUAGAUUGAUGGAGGCAAAGCGCAAUCUAGGAAACCAAGUAACACCAGGAAAUUCAAAUAAGGGAGAUAAACCCGGUUGUUUAUGUCCAGAAAAAGGAAAUGACGAAUGUGCUUGCCAAGAAGAAACUGUUGAUGGACAACAAAACCAAAAGAAAUCUAUAAUAGCAGUCAUUUAGGACAUUCUGAUCUCAUAGACAAACUAUUUUUUUAAUAGUACAUGUAACUAAGGAAUAUUAAAGAUAUGGUGGAGGGGAUUUUCCCCGGAAACUAGAAAGGAAUGAAAUAUACCGUUUCGAACCCAACAGAUUGUUUAGCGUAGUUUAUAACUACGAGAUGACCCCUAUAUUAGAAAAAUAAGCUCAGAUUAUUAGAAUAGUUUCAUAAAACAUAGCAAUUUAAAUAAAUAUCAAAAGGGGCUCAAAAUUUCAAACAAUCUAAUAUGGCAAGUUAUAGAUGAAGGUUUUUGUAUAAAGUUUCAUUACGCCAUCAUGCUUUA
Saccostrea echinata is the source of this 806-nucleotide messenger RNA. RefSeq lists its product as uncharacterized. The transcript has 3 exons. The coding region runs from base 1 to 486 and encodes 161 amino acids. NCBI's taxonomy places the organism in Eukaryota, Metazoa, Mollusca, Bivalvia, Ostreida, Ostreidae. The record is from RefSeq and is a predicted model, not a curated record.